CAUGGUGCCCCGCUGUGACCCCGAGACUGGAGCCUGCCUGUGCCACCCCGGCUUUGUUGGCAGCCGCUGCCAGGAUGUGUGCCCAGCGGGCUGGUUUGGCCCCGGCUGCCAGAUGAGGUGCGCCUGUGCCAACGACGGGCACUGCCACCCAGCAACUGGACGCUGCAGCUGUGCCCCUGGGUGGACCGGCCUCAGCUGCCAGAGAGCCUGUGACAGUGGGCACUGGGGCCCCCGACUGCAGACACCCCUGCAACUGCAGCGCAAGCCACGGGAGCUGUGACCCUGUCAGUGGCCUGUGCAUGUGCGAGGCCGGCUACACAGGCCCAC
This is a messenger RNA of Lemur catta (Ring-tailed lemur), 327 nucleotides long. RefSeq names its product multiple epidermal growth factor-like domains protein 6. Gene Ontology annotation, molecular function: scavenger receptor activity. Bases 2 to 280 code for a protein of 92 amino acids. NCBI's taxonomy places the organism in Eukaryota, Metazoa, Chordata, Mammalia, Primates, Lemuridae. The record is from RefSeq and is a predicted model, not a curated record. The transcript is spliced from 3 exons.